AUGACAUUCAACGUGAUCUCCAAACACAACGAUUCAGUAUUUCUCUUUUCAAAUUUGGUCGGUGAUAUAUAUUUUGCGUCGUGGAAUCAAACAUUUUUUGACAAUAAUUUGGUGCAGGACAAAGAACUUUCUCCAAAAAUGAAAACGAGGUACUUUUUGGAUGAUGCUGGCGAUACUUUUCAAAACUUAAUAAUCAACAGAUCAGAUUAUCUCCAUUCGGACAACUCAUCUCACGAUUCGGAUGAAAAUACAGGACAUAUCACACUUCAUCUGAACUAUUCUUCUCCAAACUGGAUUAGGCCUUACGUCGAAAUUAUCAAGCAUGAUGGCAAAGUAGCAAAGAUGAACAUGAGUUGUUACAAUUCAUCAUACUACGACAAUUGUUGUCCUUCCGAAAUAAUUCACGAGAAGAAGUUCUGGAACAGUUUACCAGCUCCCGUCAUCUGCCAGCUCAGUUUUAAACUGGACACUUGCCAAUCAUACAAGGCUUACCUGGGAGUCGAAAUGAAUGAACAGUCAAUUGGAAGUGAACGCUGUUCAACAGUUUACGACGACAACUUUUCCAAAACAAAAGGACCUGAUGAUCCGUCGGAUGACCCUGGUGCUACCACAGACAAACCAAGUAAAACAGUUGUUAUAAAUGCUUUUCGUUGA
Molecule: messenger RNA, 654 nt
Organism: Helobdella robusta
Lineage: Eukaryota; Metazoa; Annelida; Clitellata; Rhynchobdellida; Glossiphoniidae
Exons: 4
Coding region: 1-654 (217 amino acids)
Source: RefSeq, a predicted model, not a curated record